Durio zibethinus is the source of this 3550-nucleotide messenger RNA. RefSeq names its product protein STRUBBELIG-RECEPTOR FAMILY 8-like. Gene Ontology annotation, molecular function: ATP binding; protein binding; protein kinase activity. Gene Ontology annotation, biological process: protein phosphorylation. The record is from RefSeq and is a predicted model, not a curated record. Lineage: Eukaryota; Viridiplantae; Streptophyta; Magnoliopsida; Malvales; Malvaceae.
CGUUCCCAUUCCGGGCUCCUGCUUCCUGCACGAAAAGUGGAACAUCACUGUUCGCAUUGGUAUCACAGCAAUAACAAUUCACUUUUAAGCUCGAUCAUGACAUUUUUUUACCUUUCUUCGAUUUUCCUAUCCUGCUUCCCGGAUUCUUCUCAUUCUACAGUGACCUGCCAUGGAAAAAAGAAGGUCAAAAGUAGAGCUUAUGACAUUUGUGGUAAGUUUCACAUUUAUUUUACGAGUAAACAUUUCAUUGUUGAUGAAGUAAAAUCAAUACAGCACAACAAUUUUGUCGGUUCAUUCUUACCGUGUUAAAAGCUUGAACAUUUCCUUGUUACAGUCAUGGCUUGAAACGUGGAAAAAGCAUUUAGUUAAAAUUAAAGGUCAAGACAUCCGGAAAGGGUACAAAAGCAGAGGACCAAAACUCGAAACUGACAGUGAGAGGAACCUGAGAUGUGAGAAGUGUUGUCGUACCUUGCUUGCCGACUCCGAACCAAACUAUGUUUAUUAAUUUAGUACUAUUGGAUUUCUCAAAAUUUUACUGCCAAACUCUUUUUCCUUUUUCGCCGACACACAUAAGGCUCUUCACAAAUACUAUAAUAGAACACACCCUCUCUUCAUUGCUCCUCUCAAGCUUCGAAUCUCUCUCUUUCCUCUUCUUUAAUGGCGAUUUCUCCAACUACUGACCCUCCCAACAACUACUGCUACUUCCGUUUGUCCUCCACUUACUCCUACUUCUUCUUCAGCUGUGCUUGCGCGUCCAUGGUUCUCUUUCAUGUGCUUCAUCUCACCUGAUCCUCUCAUCUGAACAGCUGCCAAAAUCAACUACUACAAGACAAAAGAAAAAAACCAAAAAAGAAGAAGAAAAAGAGGCCAGCAGCAAUGAGUUAUUAUAGUAACAGAGCUUUCUCUCUUUCUAUGACUCGUUUGCUACUCACUGAGUUAGUCUUACUUGGUGUGAUCUUUGCUUUCACUCCAGCUCAAUGCAUCACCGAUUCUUCCGAUGCUCAAGCUCUUCAGGUUAUUUACACUUCAUUGAACACUCCUACAAAGUUAACAAAUUGGAAAACUGAUGGUGGUGAUCCAUGUGGAGAUUCAUGGGAAGGGGUUACCUGUGAAGGCUCGGCCGUCGUUUCAAUUGAUAUUUCUGGGUUAGGACUUUCUGGAACCAUGGGAUACUUGCUCUCUGAUCUUAUGUCAUUGAGAACACUUGAUUUGAGUAACAACAACAUUCAUGACACAAUCCCAUACCAGUUGCCACCAAAUCUUACGAGCCUAAAUCUUGCGGGUAACAACAUCAGCGGGAAUCUUCCUUAUUCCAUUUCUAGUAUGGUUACUCUUACUUACCUGAAUGUAAGCCAUAAUUCACUUUCCCUAUCUGUUGGAGACAUUUUUGCUAAUCUUGCUGACCUUGGGACCUUGGAUCUUUCCUUCAACAAUUUUAGUGGGGAUCUUCCUAGUUCAUUUAGCUCAUUGAGCAAUCUUUCUAUGCUGUAUAUGCAGAACAAUCAAUUGACUGGUUCUUUUGAUGUCCUUUCGGGUUUACCUUUGACAACUCUAAAUGUUGCAAAGAACAAUUUCAGUGGGUGGAUUCCUCGAGAGCUUUUCUCAGUCCCAACUUUUAUAUAUGAUGGCAAUUCCUUUGCCAAUGGGCUUGCCCCUCCUCCACCACCAUAUAGUCCACCUCCGCCUGGUAGAUCUCAUAAUAAAAAUAAUUCUGGAUCAGGAGCUCGUACAUCCCCUGCUUCUGAUGGUCAAUCAUCAGAUUCAGAUAAGGGACCAUCAGCUGUACUUAUUGUGGGCAUAGUUCUUGGCUCUUUGUUACUGGUUGUCCUGGCAUUAGUUGCUCUUGUUUUCUGCAUCCGUAAAAAUAAAAGAAAGGUGAGUGGUACAAGAGCUGUGAGGGAAAGUCUUUCGGUUGGCUCCAAUGAUGGACAUACUGAGAUGCAAGAGCAGAGGGUAAAAAGUGUCGCUGCUGUUAUAGAUUUGACCCCACCAGCAGAAAAAUUGACGGUUGAAAGGAUGUCCAAAAAUGGAUCUCUAAACAGAAUGAAGUCACCCAUCACUGCUACAUCAUAUACUGUCGCUUCUUUACAAACAGCAACAAAUAGUUUUAGUCAAGAAUAUCUUAUCGGUGAAGGUUCCCUGGGUCGUGUUUACAAGGCAGAGUUUCCAAAUGGAAAGACAAUGGCUAUUAAAAAAAUCGACAAUGCUGCACUAUCAUUACAAGAGGAAGACAAUUUUCUGGAAGCUGUCUCCAAUAUGUCUCGCUUGAGGCAUCCAAAUAUUGUUACAUUGGCUGGAUACUGUGCAGAAUAUGGACAGCGUCUUCUUGUAUAUGAAUAUAUAGGAAAUGGUAGUCUUCAUGAUAUGCUGCACUUUUCUGAUGAUUGCAGCAAGACAUUAAGUUGGAAUGCACGUGUCAGAGUGGCGCUUGGAACUGCCCGGGCUUUAGAGUACUUGCAUGAAGUGUGCUUGCCUUCAGUUGUACAUAGAAACUUCAAGUCAGCAAACAUCUUACUUGAUGAAGAACUCAAUCCACACUUGUCAGACUGUGGUUUAGCUGCUCUUACACGAAAUACUGAGCGACAGGUUUCAACACAGAUGGUUGGUUCAUUUGGUUAUAGUGCUCCUGAGUUUGCAUUGUCAGGUGUGUAUACUGUAAAGAGUGAUGUGUACAGUUUUGGGGUGGUGAUGUUGGAGCUGCUGACUGGCCGGAAACCACUGGAUAGUUCUAGGGUGAGAUCAGAGCAAUCACUUGUCAGAUGGGCUACUCCCCAACUCCAUGAUAUAGAUGCCCUUGCAAAAAUGGUUGAUCCUGCCCUCAAUGGCAUGUAUCCUGCAAAAUCUUUGUCACGCUUCGCUGACAUCAUUGCUCUCUGUGUUCAGCCGGAACCUGAGUUUCGGCCCCUGUCUGAGGUUGUGCAAGCUUUAGUGAGGUUAGUGCAAAGGGCAAGUGUGGUAAAAAGGCGACCUAGUGACGAAUCAGGAUUUGCAUACAAGACUCCAGAUCAUGAAGCAAUAGACAUGUCAUUUUAAGUGUCUGGUUGAAACUUGAAGCUUGAACUGAUUCCUUGCAAUCAUGUCUGCAACAUGCUAAGUUCUAGGAUGACUAAAAGAGCAAACCAAUUUAAGUGGAAAAGAUCUACAAGAGAAUCAAAAUCGAUAAUGGAAAAUGAAAUAAAAAAAAGUUGUGUAAUUAUAUCUUAUACAUAAUCACUUUGAGUUUAUAGUUUAUAGUUUACAGUGCAAAUAUAAAGGUGUAUUGUUGGGGAUAAUGAUGGACAUUCACGUUUUGCAUCUUAAUAAUAAAAGAUUUUCUUUAAUUCAAGGCAAGUACAUAACAUUCCUUUGUUUCGUUGUCAUGAUUUUCACGAGUUGUCCCUUUAUCUUUGUCUCCAUUGGUCAUGCUUUUCUGCUAGAAAUUGCCAAACACAAAUUGUGUUAAUGGAAUGUGGACCUCCCACAUUUCCAUCACGUGUGUGAACUUUCAGGGGGUUGUUGUGAUUGGGAAAGAAAAUUGUGACAAUGUCGGUUGCUCAAAAGAUUCAAAAAC